Silurus meridionalis is the source of this 1644-nucleotide messenger RNA. RefSeq lists its product as uncharacterized. Lineage: Eukaryota; Metazoa; Chordata; Actinopteri; Siluriformes; Siluridae. Gene Ontology annotation, cellular component: cytoplasmic stress granule; nucleoplasm. The coding region runs from base 142 to 969 and encodes 275 amino acids. The record is from RefSeq and is a predicted model, not a curated record. The transcript is spliced from 4 exons. Gene Ontology annotation, molecular function: RNA binding.
UCUUCGCGCCUCCAAAUGCGGAAGUGACUGUGAAGUGCUUCCACCCGGUCAGAGCCGGAGUUCCUCCACGCCAACACACACACACACACACACCGCUCUUUCUCUCAGAUAUCUCACACACACUUCUCAUCGACCGGAGACAUGCACAUUAAAACAGGUACCUGGGAGUCGAACAAUGCCGUGUGCGAGUCCGAGACGCUUUGCGACCCCGUCGUCCUCGUCUCUCCGCCCCAAGCCGAGCCCCACAUCCGGAACCGGCGUCUCUCCCCCGGCUCUGGCGGCUGCGGUGGUGGUGGCGGAGGUGGCUGCGCCGCCAGAGUUGACACGCUUCCCCCUCGUCCGAAGUCAAACAGCCCUCAUCAUGAAGGAUCUUCACUUGGAACUGCUCACACACAAUCUCUGAAUCGGGAGCACAGGUCUCAGAACAGGGGCCGGGGCCCUCGGCGCGAAGGGGCCGGUCAGAAACUCCACAAAUCGUCUCAGGCACAGAAGGAGAGGUGGAUGGGAGAAGCGUUGUCGUCUCACAAACCUCCUCCCUCUUUCCCGGUGAAGGACAGCCCCGCAAAGCUGCAGCCGGCCGUCAGUUAUGCCUCCAAGGUGAAGGCAGGUGGACACAUUGGGGGCGUGGCCGAGGAGCCGCCUGGCAUCGGGGCACUCCUGCAGAAUAAGUGGGGACUCAGCUUCAUCACCGACGGUCCCGCCAUGGAGAACUCCGCUCCGGACGACAAAGAGCUUACAGAGCAGAGUCCAGCCGUGGCUGUUUAUCACGCUGCUGGAGAAACGGUUCCUGAAAACCCUGCGGCUUUUUCGAGCCAGUGCUCGAGGGAGCCUGAUGAUUCUGCACAGCUUCUGCUCACCUGUCGCCAUCUAAUGGAAGCCGUGCAGUAUCAUACGCAAGAAUGGAGUGCAGUCUUCAGGAAACAAAAAGAAGAUCCCGUGAAGGUCGUCUGGUAUACAGACUCAUCAUAGCAGCUUCAGACAACACUGAUCACACACACACACACACACACACCAUCCUGAUCACACUCACAAGUACACACAACCUACUGUUUGCACUCCCCCCCUCCCCCGCCCGCGCUCGAUGUGAAGAAACGUCUCCAAUGCAUGGAUGCCUUAAAACAUUACACACAUGGAGAUCUUUCCACACAUCCUUUUGUUUUAUCAUGGUGGAGAACACUGUUUACUUUUUAUAGAAUAUCUUUAUAAAGAUCUGGAGAUUUUAUCGUAUGGGGCGAAAACUUUUACUUUCAACGUAGCUUCAUCCUUACCGCUUUCUCCCCCGUUAUAAAGCGCUCUUUCUGUACUUACAGCAAAGAUCUCCCUCCCUCUCCCAUGCUUUCUUUCUCUCUCUUCAUCCCUCCAUCUCUCUCUCUCCACCCCUCCAUCUUUUCCCCUCUGUCUUUCUUUUUGCCCCUCCAUCUCUCUCCUCGUCUCUGGAAAUGACAUCGUGUUUUUUGUGUACCCCCCCUUCACAGGGCUCGGCCGACUCGCACAGUCAGCGCCGCUGCUCCGGUUUCCGUUCUCAGUGCUGUUUUUAACUGAAUGUAAAAUGUACAAUAGAGAGCUUUUUUUUUUUUUUUUUUUUAAGGGGCACUGGAAGAGGUUUAAAGUGAAGUGUUGCAGAAUAAAAGCAAAGUAUAAACA